AGAAGCUGCGAGGGAGACGGUGAGUUAAUGGCGCCAUUGAAACAUCUGGAAGGAGAGUAUCCGAUAAUAGACGCUGAUUUCCAAAACUUCUGCGCCUCUCGCGGGAUUUUCUCAGUUGAGGAUUUUUUAGUUCAAGACCUGGAUGUAUUAGCUGCAUUUGCAGAUCAACAUACCGCUUCUGAGAGAUUGAAGGAGGGGAUUAUGCAAAUCCUUUCUGUUAUAGAUGGCAUGCAUCAGCCAUGGUUGAAUGGUAUGGAGUUGUUGGAGGAUGCUCAACACAACAAACAUGUAUUAUCGACUGGAUGUGAAGGAAUUGAUUUGUUUCUUGAAGGUGGACUCCGUGAGGGACAGGUAACAGAAUUAGUGGGACCAUCGUCAUCUGGUAAAACACAAGUUUGUCUGCAUGCUGCUGCUAGUGUUGCAAAGGAGAAUGUGGGUCAUGUUCUGUAUCUAGAUACAGGCAUCACGUUUACUCCACGUCUAAAACAACAUAUUAUUGAUCUGACUAUUGUAACAUAUAAACAGGGGAUCAGUUUUCAUUUUCCUUUAGUUUGCUGUAACUCACAACUAUUCUUGAAGGUGACAAAUCACACUGUGGGCGGUGAGGGGGGUAUAUCAAAACCAGCUCUUGGAGAGAGUUGGAAGAGCAUCCCACAUGUGAGGCUUCUGCUCUCCCGUGACCAUGGAAAUAACGUUUGCUCUAUCUCUGUUCUGAAACACCCAUCCAUGGCUUCUGGUAAGGCUACAAGGUUUACGAUUUGUGACUAACAAAGUCGCGGAUCCUAUUUGUAUCAACAUCAUAAAAUACAAUGGGGUUACAAGAAUCAAAGCAUCAAACUGUGAUAUUGAGAAGGAAAAGCUUCUCAUUUCACAGUAGCUUAUUAUGAUCACAUACCAGAUAUCGACUGCGGCAAAUGCAUCAUGGCAUCAAUCUUUCCCGGGCGCAACUAGUAAAAUGGUCUAACCAGAAAUGCUUAAUUUUAAUGUAGUUGUAAAAAGUAAGUGUCUCUAUAUCCGUAUCCAUCCAGCUCAUAGGUCUCCUGGCUAGGGUUUAUUUGCUUAGGUUUUCACUGUUGCAGUAUCUUUGGUGAAAAGAUGUAGUUGUCAUUUGCAUUCAAACUCAAAUUUGAUUGUGAAGCACCAGUUUGUUUGCAUGAUUUUGAAGUACGCUCCUGUUUCCGCCUAUGUAGAUAGAGUACUCACAGUUAGGUAUAUCGUGUCAAAAAAUCAUGAUUCAUAAAUUA
This is a messenger RNA of Carica papaya (papaya), 1244 nucleotides long. The record is from RefSeq and is a predicted model, not a curated record. NCBI's taxonomy places the organism in Eukaryota, Viridiplantae, Streptophyta, Magnoliopsida, Brassicales, Caricaceae.